This is a messenger RNA of Sceloporus undulatus (fence lizard), 2492 nucleotides long. RefSeq names its product neurofibromin 2 (gene NF2). Lineage: Eukaryota; Metazoa; Chordata; Lepidosauria; Squamata; Phrynosomatidae. The transcript has 17 exons. Gene Ontology annotation, biological process: regulation of cell shape; regulation of gliogenesis; regulation of organelle assembly. Gene Ontology annotation, molecular function: cell adhesion molecule binding; actin binding. Bases 518 to 2341 code for a protein of 607 amino acids. The record is from RefSeq and is a predicted model, not a curated record. Gene Ontology annotation, cellular component: cytoskeleton; filopodium; adherens junction.
CGCUGCUCCCCUUUAUCCCGCCCUUUUUUCCCGCCCUUUUUUUGUGGUUUUAGGACCCCAAAAGUUUUAAUUAACGUUAAUUAACUCCCGUUUUCUCCCUCACAACACCGGGGACCUCUUCCCCUUGGCCGUUCUGCUCCCAUCUCAAAAACAAAACGUUAAAAAAGCAUUAAAAAGCAUUAAAAAACCAUUAAAAACGCACUAGUUUUGCCUCCCCUGAGGACGCACCGUAGAAGAUUUCGAAAAAACGCGGUGGCGCUGUUAUUUGGGAAAAGUUUUAGUGAAGUAUGCGUAGGUUCCAUAUUGGCUUUUAAUUUUGGACUCCAUUUUAAUUUCGGACAACGUCGCGCCUUCCAAUCCAUGGCGAAGGACCAAACGGCGGUCAAGACCUUCUUCGCCUGUUGGUCAGGACGAUCUCAAUGGGUUUCGUAGACUGUCCGAUUUGGCGCGUUUCCCUGGAGUAGGACGACAGUUUGGUGCAUCUUCCACGCGAGGGUUGCUCGGCAUACGCCUCGCCAUGGCGGGCGCCAUCGCGUCGCGGAUGAGCUUCAGCUCGCUGAAGAGGAAGCAGCCCAAAACCUUCACUGUCCGGAUCAUCACAAUGGACGCCGAGAUGGAGUUCAACUGUGAGGUGAAGUGGAAAGGGAAGGACCUCUUUGACCUGGUUUGCCGGACGCUGGGCCUCCGCGAAACCUGGUUCUUCGGACUCCAGUACAUGAUCAAGGACACGAUGGCCUGGCUCAAGAUGGACAAGAAGGUCCUGGACCACGACGUCCCGAAGGAGGAACCGGUCACUUUUCACUUCCUGGCCAAGUUUUACCCAGAGAACGCGGAAGAAGAGUUGGUCCAAGAGAUUACGCAACACUUGUUCUUCCUUCAGGUCAAGAAGCAGAUCUUGGAUGAGAAGAUCUAUUGUCCUCCAGAGGCGUCCGUCCUCCUCGCUUCCUACGCAGUGCAAGCCAAGUACGGCGAUUACGACCCUGGCGUCCACAAGCGCGGCUUCCUGGCGCAAGAGGAGCUCCUUCCGAAAAGGGUGAUCAACCUAUACCAGAUGACCCCCGAAAUGUGGGAAGAGAGGAUCACGGCGUGGUAUGGCCAACACCGAGGACGGGCCAGGGACGAAGCCGAGAUGGAGUACCUCAAGAUCGCACAGGACCUCGAGAUGUACGGCGUCAACUACUUCGCAAUUCGGAAUAAGAAGGGGACGGAGCUGCUGCUGGGAGUGGACGCAUUGGGCCUCCAUAUUUACGACCCUGAAAACAAGCUGACCCCCAAAAUCUCCUUCCCGUGGAACGAGAUCCGCAACGUCUCCUACAGUGACAAGGAGUUCACAAUAAAGCCUUUGGAUAAGAAGAUUGACGUCUUCAAGUUCAACUCCUCGAAGCUUCGGGUGAACAAACUGAUACUCCAGCUUUGCAUCGGGAACCAUGACCUUUUUAUGCGGAGGAGGAAAGCGGACUCUUUGGAAGUCCAGCAAAUGAAGGCUCAAGCCAGGGAAGAGAAGGCCAGGAAACAGAUGGAGCGCCAGCGUUUGGCGCGCGAGAAGCAGAUGCGUGAAGAGGCCGAGCGAACCAGAGACGAAUUGGAGAGGAGGCUGCUCCAGCUGAAAGAAGAGGCGACUAUGGCCAACGAAGCCUUGAUGCGGUCGGAAGAGACGGCAGACUUGUUGGCCGAAAAGGCACAGAUCACGGAGGAGGAGGCCAAGCUCCUGGCGCAGAAAGCCGCCGAAGCCGAGCAGGAGAUGCAGCGGAUCAAGGCCACCGCCAUCCGGACGGAAGAGGAGAAGCGCCUGAUGGAGCAGAAGGUUCUGGAAGCGGAGAUGCUAGCCCUGAAAAUGGCGGAAGAGUCUGAACGGAGGGCCAAGGAGGCUGACCAGCUGAAGCAGGACCUGCAGGAAGCACGCAACUCGGAGCGGAGAGCCAAGCAGAAGCUUCUGGAAAUCAACAGCAAGUCCUCCUACACACAGGCCAUGAAUUCAAGCGCGGCCGCUCUUUCUGCCGACAUGGCGGCCUACAACAGCCUCGGCAGCGGCGGCAGCGAAAGCCUCUCCUUCGACUUCAAGGAUACCGACAUGAAGAGGUUGUCCAUGGAGAUCGAGAAAGAGAAGGUGGAAUACAUGGAGAAGAGCAAAAACCUCCAGGAGCAGCUGAACGAGUUGAAGACGGAAAUCGAGGCACUGAAGCUUAAGGAGAGGGAGACCGCCAUGGACAUCAUGCACAGCGACAGCAAUGACCGCGGUGGCGCCACCAAGCACAGCACCAUCAAGAAGCUGACCUUGCAGACACCAAAUCCCGGGUGGCCUUUUUCGAGGAACGUAAGGACGCUGGGGCCCGAAAGAUGACCGCCUCGUUCCUAAGAACCCGACGACCGCAAUGUCACAUCCGGAAGAGCCGCGCUGCACGUCUCUUUGAGCAAUGGUGGUCCUCCUGUGCAAACGCAUUUUUCUCCCAUUGUACUGUACCUUUCUUCGGCUGACCUUUUAAUAUAUCUAU